This is a messenger RNA of Postia placenta MAD-698-R-SB12, 1125 nucleotides long. RefSeq lists its product as hypothetical. NCBI's taxonomy places the organism in Eukaryota, Fungi, Basidiomycota, Agaricomycetes, Polyporales, Adustoporiaceae. Bases 1 to 1125 code for a protein of 374 amino acids. The record is from RefSeq and is a predicted model, not a curated record. The transcript has 6 exons.
AUGUCUGCUCACUCCGUCACCCCUGCCUCGACGCCUUCGCUCGUCAACUGCCACCUCGCCUCCCUGCUCGCGGUCCUUGAGGCUCUGCCGACUGCCGACGCCGCGCUCGACGUGGUCGAAGAGUGGGCGCAAGACUUGUCGCCACUCGUCCUCGCCUAUCGCAAGGCCCUGGGCGCCAUCCGCGACGAGGAGACGGAGUUGUGCGUCGCCGCCGCCGUCAAACAGCUCGCUGAGUGGGCGCCGGAGUCGUGGGUCGAGUGGGCGCGCGGGGACUGGCCCGAGCUCGCGACCGCCAUCGAUGCCAAGGUCGAACGACGCCUCGAAGAGCAGAAGCGCCUCGCCGAAGAGGAAGCACGACGCGUUGAAGAGGCCGCGAAGCGUGCGAAGGCUGCCGAGGAAUGUCGCCUCGAAGACGAACGGCGUCGAAAGGACGAAGAGGACCGUCGGAAGCAGGCCGAAGACGAGUGUUGCGCACAAGAGGCUGCCGACGAAGAGUUGGCGAGGAUCGCGGCUGCCGAAGGACUCCUUCCCGACCCUGCGCCUGCCGGUGUCGACAAGGGUAAAGGGCGCGCGAGAGUCGAUGACGAGGUCACCGAGUUGUCGGACGACCCCUCGGUCAAGACUCCUCAGACGCUCGAGCGUCCUUUCGCAAUGACGGAGGUCGAUAUGGCCGCCGUUGCGCUUGAGAAGCGCCUGUCGGGACAGAAGUGCGAUUGUUGCGCCGGCUACCGUUCGGCCCCUGUCGAGUGCGUGUGGGUCGAAAACGCCACCACCUGUGAGAGGUGCGCGCAGUUCCAGCAGGGGUGCUACUUCGACAAAGUGUCUGUGCUUGGGAAGACCAAGAAAACGCGCGGUGGGGGAUCUACCACAAAGAAUUCGGCCGACUUCCCCUGGGCCUUUGGUCGCGGAUUCGACCGCCUUGGGCUCGAGCAGGACGACCUCGAUGCGCUCGACCUCGACGACGAGUCUCGGGGGAUCAUCCGCGUCAUCCGCGAGGAGCGCGCUCACAUCGCUCGCCGUCGAGCGCUCCUCCAUGACAUGGACCUCGACCUCCAGAAGAUGGAGAAGGCCGCGCUUGCAAAGGGAGGAAUCGGGUUUGUGCGCGGGGCUGUCGACGAUGACUAG